Molecule: messenger RNA, 2894 nt
Organism: Arvicanthis niloticus (Nile rat)
Lineage: Eukaryota; Metazoa; Chordata; Mammalia; Rodentia; Muridae
Source: RefSeq, a predicted model, not a curated record
AUGGCCCUGGAGCAGGCGCUGCAGGCGGCACGGCGGGGCGACCUGGACGUGCUGAGGUCCCUGCACGCCGCCGGCCUGCUGGGGCCUUCUCUGCGCGAUCCGCUAGAUGCCCUGCUGGUGCACCAUGCGGCCCGCUCGGGCAAGCUACACUGUCUGCGCUACCUGGUGGAGGAGGUUGCCCUCCCAGCCGUGUCCCGCGCGCGCAACGGCGCCACACCAGCCCAUGACGCCGCCGCCACAGGCUACCUCUCUUGCCUGCAGUGGCUGCUCACACAGGGUGGCUGCAGGGUGCAGGAAAAAGAUAAUUCUGGUGCCACAGUCCUGCAUCUGGCUGCCCGCUUUGGCCACCCGGACGUGGUAAACUGGUUGCUGUACCAGGGUGGCGCAAACUCUGCCAUCACCACAGACACGGGUGCCCUGCCUAUCCACUAUGCUGCCGCCAAAGGAGAUCUUCCCUCCACGAAGCUUCUCGUCGGGCAUUACCCUGAGGGGGUGAAUGCCCAAACCAACAACGGUGCCACGCCCCUGUACCUGGCGUGCCAGGAGGGCCAUCUGGAAGUGACGAAGUACCUUGUGCAGGAGUGCAGUGCAGAUCCGCACCUGCGCGCCCAAGAUGGCAUGACACCCCUGCAUGCCGCGGCGCAGAUGGGCCACAACCCAGUAUUGGUGUGGUUGGUGAGCUUUGCAGACGUUAGCUUUUCGGAGCAGGACCACGACGGCGCCACGGCCAUGCACUUUGCAGCCAGUCGCGGCCACACCAAAGUGCUCAGCUGGCUUCUGCUGCACGGCGCAGAGAUCUCGCAGGACCUGUGGGGCGGGACCCCACUGCAUGACGCUGCUGAGAACGGGGAACUGGAGUGCUGCCAGAUCCUCGCGGUGAACGGCGCGGGGCUGGACGUCCGCGACCACGAUGGGUACACCGCUGCCGACCUGGCUGAGUUCAAUGGCCACACCCACUGCUCCCGCUACCUACGUACGGUGCAAAGCCUGAGCUUGGAGCACAGAGUCCUGUCCCGGGAUCCAUCCAUGGACCUGGAGACAAAGCAACCUGACUCGGGCAUGUCCUCACCCAACACCACCAUGUCAGUCCAGCCACUGAAUUUUGACCUUGGCUCACCUACCAGCACCCUCUCCAACUAUGACUCCUGCUCCUCCAGCCAUUCCAGCAGCAAGGGUCAGCGCUUAACUCGAGGUGUUCCAGGUGCAAGAGCUGCAGACUUACAGAGUUACAUGGACAUGCUGAACCCAGAGCCAAGCUUGCCUCGGGGCAAGUUAGGGAAGCCUCCACCGCCACCGCCGCCGCCACCACCACCACCACCAAGCUUUCCUCCGCCGCCGCCACCACCACCCCCAAGCACGCAGCAGCCCCCACCUCCACCAGGCUACCCAGCUCCCAAUCCCCCUGUGGGGCUGCAUUUGGAUAACAUUUACAUGCAGACCAAGAACAAGCUUCGCCACGUGGAGGUGGAUUCAUUCAAGAAGGAGGAAUGCCACCCCAAGGUGGAGCUGAGCGAUCAGUUUGCACAGCCGAGCUCCGGCGACCGCCACUCGGGGUUACACAGGCAGGAGGACUCGGGGCUACACAGGCAGGAUUCGGAGCUGCUGUUCAAGCAGGACGCGGAGCUGCGCAGGCACAACACGGGACUGCGCAGGCAGGACUCCGACCGCAAACAGCGCUCGUUCAGUAAACAGCCCAGCACGGGGGACUACUACCGCCAGCUGGGCCGCAGCCCGGGGGAGCCGCUGGCCGGACGCCCGGGCAUGGCCCACAGCGAGGAGGCGGCGCUGCUCCCCGGGAACCACGUGCACAACGGCUGCUCAGCGGACUCCAAAGCAUCCAGGGAGCUGCCGCCGCCACCGCCGCCGCCGCCGCCGCUGCCCGAGGCCCUGAGUUCGCCGCCACCCGCCCCACCCCUGCCCAGCGAGGGCGCGGGCGCAGCCUGCGGGCAGCGUCGUUCCUCGUCUUCUACUGGCAAAGUGAGAGUCCUGAGACACAGGAAGAGCACCAAAUCUUUCAACAUGAUGUCCCCGACGGGUGAUAACUCAGAGCUGCUGGCUGAGAUAAAGGCAGGCAAGAGCCUGAAGCCGACACCGCAGAGCAAGGGGCUGACCACAGUGUUCUCCGGCAGUGGGCAGCCAGCCUCCCAGCCUGAGUCACCGCAGCCUCCGGUGUCACCUGCGCCAUCUCGGGCUCGGAGCCCCACCCCACCAGCCUCUGGGCCUCAGCCACUGCUCAAUGGCAGCGUAGUGCCGGCACCGCCUGCCACCCCCGCACCAGGAGUACAUCUGGAUGUGGAGGCCCUCAUCCCCACACUUGAUGAGCAGGGCCGGCCCAUCCCUGAGUGGAAGCGCCAGGUGAUGGUCCGAAAGCUGCAGCAGAAGAUGCAGGAGGAGGAGGAGCAACGGAGGAAGGAGGAAGAGGAGGAGGCCCGGCUGGCCAGCCUGCCUGCCUGGAGACGAGACAUUCUUCGGAAGAAGCUGGAGGAGGAGAAGGAACAGAAGCGAAAAGAGGAGGAGCGGCAAAAGCUGGAGGAAAUACAGAAGGCGAAAGAACAGUCGGAGAAGCUGCGGACACUAGGCUACGACGAGGCCAAGCUCGCGCCCUGGCAGCGACAGGUCAUCUUGAAGAAGGGGGAGAUCCCUAAGUAAUAGGAGUCUCGGCCUCUUGUGUGUAGCCUUUUAAGUUCUGAGAGAUGGGGAGCGGCCCCCAGCCCCUGCCCCAUCCUGUCAGGUUGGUGCGGAAGGGCUGGGAGCCUUGCAGCCCUUCCCUUCGGUGCCUGCCGGAACCCUCCCUAUUCCCCUCCCUGGCCCCACAUCCCCAACCCUGCUGCUGGAGUGCUCUCGCGAACCCCUGCUGUCGCCUGGAAAAAGUGCCCAAGCUGCUGACGCAAAAA